AUGCAGGGCACGUACACGAAGAGGUCGGCCAAUGAUGAUGUGUACGACACAUCAGAAGGAGCACUUCCCUUUCAUCUUCAGCGUAUCGCAGAAGAUGAUCUCGGCGAAACGCCUACGAGGAGGAAGGUAUCGUUGGAGAAGCUAGCCAAGCUUAUAUCAGAGGAGCCAGAGCUGAACGCGAGAACGGAUGCCGAGUUUCUCAUCCGUUUCCUGCGCGUGAGGAAGUACAACGUGGAGGCGGCCAUGCAAACCAUCAGAAACUACUACUACAACCGGUCCGCCUGCGACUCCAUCUACCGCGAAUUUCUGCCCUCGGCGGUGCCCCCAUCUGCGCGGAAACUGGCCAUGGUACUGCCCGCACCACCACCACCACCACCACCACCCCUCGAGGCUACGUACUGCUUAUGUCACCCAGCAGCGGGCACCGGCUCCAUGUUCCUGGCUGUCGCAGCGCGCUCGCUUCCCUCUUCGUCUGUUAAUAGUGUGCCUUCCUCGUAUGAGGCCGGCGCAUUCAACCCGAAGGAGCUAACGCAGGUCGUCUUUCAACGCGCCUGUCUCAUGUGCCUGGAGUUGAUGACGUCACACCCUUCCGCACAGACCGUCGGUAUGGUCCUGAUCAUGGACUGCAAGGACUUUGCCGUAGAAAGCGCGCUGUCUCUUAAGCCUGGCCUCAUCCAGAGGGGGCUAGAAUACGUACAGGAUUGUAUGCCGUCCAGGUUGAAAGCUUUCCACGUCGUGCGACAGGCGCAUGCUUUCGACAUACUUUACACUCUCAUGAAGCCUUUCUUGAAGAGCAAGUUGACCAGAAGGGUGAGUUUUGAAUAUGUUUUUUAUAACUUGUCCUCUUCCAAGUUUAAAUUUCAUGGGGAAAACUUCGAGAGCCUCCACGAAGAAAUUGCACCAGAAGAACUUCCGGCACAGUUUGGCGGCCAGGCGCCACCCCUCGACUACGAUGCAUUCUGGAGCAAAAUGGACGAGUUAGAAGGUUCGUUCGAAGCAGACAACCGCUACGGCUACUCCAAGAAGAACAUCGGCGACUUUGCUACGCAGGAGGAAGUAGAAGAAUCUUUGGGAUUUCUCUGAUGCAGAAGGCAAUUUAAGUAAAUGUAUUGAACUAGCAACAUGUAGAGAAGGUUUGGAUUCAUCCGGCAAAAUUAAUUCGCCGGGGAUUAGACAUUGGGUGGGUAAAAAUACAUUGAAGUUUCUCUAACGUAGAAGACAAACUGAUUAAAUGCGUUCAACUGACAUAAGUUCAAGAUGGUUCGGCAUCCUCCACCGUCGUUAAAAUAAAAAAAAUAAUAAAUAUGCUGUCGACUACAGGGUUUCAUGCUGGCGUGUUGGUACGUCCUAUUGCCGAACAUAGGUGUAGUGCGAACACCAGGAUACAAUAGCGACGCUGACAUACCGACGAUCAUGACGCUACAUGUGCUUUUUUUGUCACUCUUGUGUCCUGUGCUGGUCUAUAAGCUAAAGAUUUCUUUUGCUCCCCCCGAUUCUAUUACUUUCUUAUCAUCUAAAGCUCACGACAUGAGGGUCUUCGUGGUAUAGAAGAUCGGGCAUACUUUGGGCUACUGAAGAAGCAUGGAAAGGAGUAGAAUUGAAAGAGAAUGUUACAUUGUUCCAGCCCUGUGGA
Messenger RNA from Dermacentor andersoni, 1633 nucleotides. The record is from RefSeq and is a predicted model, not a curated record. Lineage: Eukaryota; Metazoa; Arthropoda; Arachnida; Ixodida; Ixodidae.